CUCCGAGAUUAAAUGGUCCCGCUAUGGUCAUCUGUCUGUUGAAAUGGAAACUGGCUAAGCAUCUUGAUCUUCACUAUUUGGCCCUGGAAGGGUCUCAGUAGCUACAUUUACAAACAAAUAGAGGCCUAAAUGAGGUCCCAAUCAAUCCAACGUGAUUUCUCUCUCUCACAGUUACAUUGUAAGGACAUGGACCUUCGUCUGACACUCCUGUUGAUCAGCCUCUGCAGCCAGGGAGUCACUAAUGCUGAAUUGGCAGAAAACGAUUCAAUCCCUUUGGUGCCUCUUAUCCCCUUGAUGCCCAGUCACCCAACAGAGAAAGUAGAAAAUGGAAGCGCAGCACAACCGAGUAACGCGGACACCACAGAAGCACCUCUACUUGAUGGCAGCUCAUCGGAGGGAGCACAUGAGGACAGUUGUCCGUCCCUUGGACAGAGCCUACAGUCCAGGCAGGCCAUCGCUGCAGCCGUCCAGAGACUGGGCGUGCAGCUGCUGCAGAACCUAGAGACCACGCCAGAGCAGCCAAACGUCAUCAUAUCUCCUCUGAGCAUAUCGUUAGCGCUCUCUCAACUGGCUUUGGGCGCAGUAAAUGAGACGGAGGAGCUGCUGAUGCAUCACCUAAAUGAAAACACUCUUCCCUGCUACCAUCAGUCUCUGCACAAUGUCUUAGCGCAGCUCAGAGACAAUGAAUUGCAAAUUGCCACACGCAUCUUCCUGCGUCAAGGGUUCAAGCCAAAGCAAAGCUUCAUCGAUGAAUCCAAGAGGUUGUAUGACUCGGAACCAGCAGUUUUGGAGAGCCUGAAGCAGAUAAACGACUGGGUAGAGAAUGCAACAAGCGGAAAGAUAACCGACUUCCUGCCGGCUUUACCACCAAAUCUGCUCCUCAUGCUCAUCAACGCUGUCCACUUCAAAGGAGAGUGGACGGCUCGAUUUGACCCGCGCUUCACCUCUAAAGGUGUGUUCUACCUUGACAACGAGCACAUGGUUGAUGUUGAAGUGAUGGAAGAUGCCAAACACCCCUUGAGUUUUUUUAUGGAUAAUGAACUGGAGGCUCUGGUAGCGUCUUUCCCGUUCCUGAAGUCAAUGAGCUUGUUGGUAGUGAUGCCCAUGUCCGGCCAGGUGAAUGUGUCUUCACUUUCCUCAAAGCUGAAUAUCUCGGCCUUGUAUCAUCGUCUGCCCAAGGAGAGAGCUGUUCAAGUUAAAGUGCCCAAAUUCAAACUGGCGUAUGCUCAAGAACUAAAGGAUGUCUUUACUAAAUUGGGCCUCGGCGAUAUGUUUUCCAGUCCCAACUUGGCUGACAUGGCAGAUGGCCCCCUGCUGGUUUCCAGUGUGAUGCACAAGUCCAUUAUGGAGAUAAACGAGGAGGGUGCAGAGGCUGCUGCAGCCACCACUGUAGUCAUCUCCCGGGCAUCGAACCCUGUUUUCCACCUCAGCAAACCUUUCUUCUUUGCCGUCAUGGACGAUACAACUCAAGUGCCCAUUUUCAUGGGUGUCAUUAACAACCCAAAUCCCGGUGCUCCUAUUUUCAAGAGACAAGUUGGAAAAGAUUUAGUGGGAUUCCAGGUUGACAAAAAUCAUGUUGGCUCAUCUAGAGGCGCACCUAAGUAAGGACUACUUACACUGCUGUCCCAGGGUAAAACCAGAACAAGAUUUAUCAUGAUUGUGUAGAUUAAAUGUACAAUAUGAAUAAACUGAAUCUAAUGUGUGUGUAAAAACAGAUGCUUCAUGUGUGUCUAUGCUCAUUGAUGAAUUCACGGUGUAAGGUACUCUGCAUUCUAUGUAGAAACCAAAUGUUUUAGCGGUUUUGGUGCAUUCAAUACCAAGUCCUUGGUGAGCAAAUACGAGUUAAAUACGAGAAAAGGUUUACACACAUAGUGUAAACUCCCUAAACCAUUAAUUAACUGCCCUUUAAAGUUUUAAGGAAUCAAUCUGUAAAUCGAGUGUCACAGCAUUAUUGCAUAUUUUGUACGAGGUUGAUUUAAAAACAAGUAAUGUCAAGGAAUUGUUUGAAUGGUAACAUGCCACGGUUAUGACGUGGGUUUAUUGUUGUCUUGAAUGUAAACUGAUGCAUUAGCAAAACUUGGAAAUAAUGAAACGGAGAACAUUUGCAACGAGGUAUUGGCAUUUUAAAAAAUCAAAAUGUCAGUUCUUUUGCAUGAAAUUAUCUUGUAUUUGGAGAUCCCGCCCUACCAUUUUUCUCUUUGAUUAAACAAGUUAUUGUUUAAAGGGG
This is a messenger RNA of Pungitius pungitius (ninespine stickleback), 2227 nucleotides long. RefSeq names its product serpin peptidase inhibitor, clade F (alpha-2 antiplasmin, pigment epithelium derived factor), member 2b (gene serpinf2b). The transcript has 9 exons. NCBI's taxonomy places the organism in Eukaryota, Metazoa, Chordata, Actinopteri, Perciformes, Gasterosteidae. Gene Ontology annotation, biological process: negative regulation of endopeptidase activity. Gene Ontology annotation, molecular function: serine-type endopeptidase inhibitor activity. The record is from RefSeq and is a predicted model, not a curated record. Bases 130 to 1605 code for a protein of 491 amino acids.